AUGACGGCGAUCUACAUCAAGAAUCGCCUACCAUCGCCCAAGUGCCAAGAUCAAACCCCGUUCGAGAUCGUCAACGGAUUUCGACCAAGUGUGAAGCACAUGCGGGUUUUCGGCUGCCGAACGUUUGUGCUGACCCCUAAGGAAAAGAGAUCGAAAUGGGAUCCAAAGGCUCGUGAAGGACGAUUCAUGGGGUACGAAGAAGUGUCAAAGGCAUAUCGCGUUUACGACAUUGAAGCGGAUCAAGUGGUGAUAUCUCGCGAUGUCACAUUCGACGAACCAACGUUUGGUUUCUCGCCGACGCUACCACAAGAAAUUGUUGAUGACACUGCGCUGGAUGUCGAAUCGAUGAACAUUAGCGAUGAGCCUCACCCUAUGGAGUUCAAGCAAAUUGGAAAACGCAAAAGCCGUUCAAACAGCCAAGAACAAGCUCUACAACGGACACUUCCUGAGCGUCGUGGAACCGGGUUCGAAGAAGCAAGUGCACCGGAUGACUUUGAAACGCACCAAGCGAAGCGACGGUAA
Messenger RNA from Peronospora matthiolae, 522 nucleotides. Lineage: Eukaryota; Oomycota; Peronosporomycetes; Peronosporales; Peronosporaceae. The record is from the annotation of a GenBank genome assembly.